Molecule: messenger RNA, 6574 nt
Organism: Cricetulus griseus (Chinese hamster)
Lineage: Eukaryota; Metazoa; Chordata; Mammalia; Rodentia; Cricetidae
Source: RefSeq, a predicted model, not a curated record
AUGUCUGUUCCUCCUUCUUCAAGCAAUUAUUUCCUUUAUUUUCUCACCAUCUCUCAGGAUGUACAGAACUUGAAGAGCCGGGUUCAGAAGCAAUUAGACUUUGAAGAGGAACUGGCGGCUAAUAAGAUUAUGCUCAACAACCUGGAGAAAACUGGCCAGGAGAUGAUUGAGGAUGGUCACUACGCCUCUGAGGCUGUGGCCGCUCGCAUGAAUGAGGUUGCCAACCUCUGGAAAGAGUUGCUGGAUGCAACAGCACUAAAAGGGACCGAGCUGUAUGAAGCUAACCAGCUGCUACAGUUUGAUAACAAUGCAGAAGACCUGAAACACUGGCUGGAGGACGUGGAGUGGCAGGUCACCUCUGAGGAUUAUGGGAAAGGCCUGGCCGAUGUGCAGAAUCUACUCAGGAAACAUGGACUUCUUGAGUCAGCUGUGGCUGCUCGUCAGAAUCAAGUGGACACCCUCACAGACAUGGCUGCACAUUUUGAAGAAAUAGGCCAUCCUGACUCUGGGGACAUACGUGCAAGGCAGGAAUCCUUGGUUUCCCGCUAUGAAGCUCUGAAAGACCCACUGGCCACUAGGAAGAAGAAGCUCAUUGACUUACUCAAGUUACAGCAGAUUUGCAGGGACUCAGAAGAUGAGGAGGCCUGGAUACAGGAGACUGAACCCUCAGCAACUUCCACCCAUCUCGGAAAGGACUUGGUUGCAGCCAAGAAUCUUCUGAACAGACAUGAAGUCAUCUUGGCAGACAUUGCCAGCCAUGAGCCACGUAUUCAAGUGAUAACAGAGCGGGGAAACAAAAUGGUAGAGGAAGGACACUUUGCUGCAGAAGACAUAGCAUCUAGGGUUGAGAGCUUGAACAAAAAUAUGGAGUCUCUCCAUGCUCGAGCUGUUAGACGGGAGAAUGAUCUCAAGGCCAAUGUCCAGCUCCAACAAUACCUGGCAGAUCUACAUGAAGCAGAAGCAUGGAUUAAAGAGAAAGAACCAAUCGUAGACAACAAAAACUAUGGAGCUGAUGAAGAAGCAUCUGGGGCUCUUCUCAAGAAGCACGAGGCCUUCCUGGUGGAUCUCAAUGCAUUUGGGAACAGCAUCAAGGCUCUGAGGGAUCAAGCUGAAGCCUGCCAGCAACAGCAGGCAGCACCAGUGGAUGAGGCUGGUCUAGAAGCUAGGGUCAUAGCUUUAUAUGACUUUGAGGCCCGAAGCCGUAGAGAGGUCAGCAUGAAGAAGAAUGAUGUCUUGACUUUGCUCAGUUCCAUCAACAAGGACUGGUGGAAGGUUGAAGCUGAUGAUCACCAGGGCUUUGUGCCAGCGGUCUAUGUCAGGAAACUGGCCCCAGAUGAACUACCAGGGUUUCCGCAACAUCGACGAGAAGAGCCAAUCAACAUCCCCCAGCGCCAGCAGCAGGUAGAGAGCCUGUACCACUCCCUCCUGGAUCGAGCAGAGGAACGAAGACGUCGCCUGCUGCAACGUUACAAUGAAUUUCUGCUGGCCUAUGAGGCGGGAGACAUGCUGGAGUGGAUCCAAGAGAAAAAGGCAGAGAACACUGGGGUAGAACUGGAUGAUGUCUGGGAGCUGCAGAAGAAGUUUGAUGAAUUUCAGAGGGAUCUGAAGAGCAAUGAGCCUCGGCUAAAGGAUAUCAACAAGGUGGCAGAUGAACUGCUGUUUGAAGAUCUUCUAACACCAGAAGGUGCUCACAUACGCCAGGAGUUGAACACCCGCUGGCAUUCCUUGAAGAGGCUGGCAGAUGAACAGAAUCAACUGCUAAGCAGUGCCCAUGCUGUUGAGAUGUUUCACAGAGAGGCAGAUGACAUCAAGGAGCAGAUUGAUAAGAAAUGCCGGGCUCUUACUGCUGCUGACCCUGGCUCUGACCUGCUCAGUGUCCAGGCCCUUCAGAGGCAGCAUGAGGUCUUUGAGAGAGACAUCAUCCCCCUGGGAGAAAAGGUGACCACAUUGGGGGAGACAGCUGAUCGUCUCUGUGAGUCCCACCCGGAUGCCACUGAGGACCUGCAGAAGAAGAAAACAGAGCUGAACGAGGCCUGGGCUACCCUACAAGAUCUUACAAAUGACAGGAAGGAGAGUCUGAAUGAGGCCCACAAAUUCUUCCUCUUCCUCAGCAAGGCCAGUGAUCUAGAGAAUUGGAUCAAAGCCAUUGGUGGCAUAAUAUCAUCACCUGAGCUGGCUGAGGACUUAACUGGCACAGAGAUCCUGCUGGAGCGACACCAGGAACAUCAUGAUGACAUGAAAGCAGAGGACCCCACCUUCCAGGCCUUAGAGGAUUUUGGCACAGAACUUAUAGACAGAGGCCACCGUAACAGCUUUGAAAUUGAAAAUACUCUUCAUGAUAUUAAAAUAAAGAGAGACGAGUUGGAGAAGGGUUGGGAAAACCGCAAGAAGAUGCUAGACCAGUGCUUAGAACUUCAGUUGUUCCGAGGGAACUGUGAACAGGUUGAGAGUUGGAUGGUGGCUCGAGAGAACUCCCUGAGGUCAGACGACAGGGAUCACUUGAACAGUCUGCAAGCUUUGAUGAAGAAACGGGAUGAUUUGGAGAAAGCAAUCGCUGCCCAGGAAGGGAAGAUUGCUGACCUAGAGCAUGUUGCCACGAGGCUCAUAGAUGAUGAGCACUAUGCCAAGGAAGAGAUUGCUGCUCGGCUCCAACGUGUGCUAGACAGAUGGAAAGCUCUCAAAGAACAGCUGCUUGCUGAACUGGGAAAGCUUGGGAACUAUGCUGACCUGAAACAGUUCUAUCGUGACUACGAGGAUAUAGAGGAAUGGAUCAAUGAGAUGCUGCCCACAGCCUGCGAUGAAUCUUACAAAGACCCUACUAACAUUCAGGCAAUUUCUUUCCUUUGCCUUCAGAGGAAAUAUCUGAAACAUCAGGCCUUUGAAAAUGAAGUCAAUGGUCGUGCAGAGCAGGUGGACGGGGUCAUCAAUCUUGGGAAUUCUCUGAUUGAGCGAAGAGUAUGUGAUGGUAAUGAAGAAACCAUGAAGGAGCAACUGGACAAGCUAAAGGAAAAAUGGGAUUACCUCCUAGAGAAAACAACUGACAAAGGGCAGAAACUCAAUGAGGCCAGUCGCCAGCAAAGGUUCAACACAAGCAUCCGGGACUUUGAGUUCUGGCUUUCAGAGGCAGAAGGCUUGUUGGCCAUGAAAGAUCAGGCCAGGGACUUAACUUCAGCAGGAAACCUACUUAAGAAGCAUCAGCUAUUGGAAGCAGAGAUGUUGGCUCGAGAGGACCCUCUAAAAGAUCUGAACAAUCUGGCUAAGGAGCUGAUCUCCAGUGGGACUUUCAACAUUGACCAGAUAGAAGAGAAAAUGAAUGGUGUCAACGAGCGCUACAAGAAUGUCCAGAGCUUGGCAGCUGCACACCAUGAGAAACUGAAAGAGACCUAUGCCUUGUUCCAGUUCUUCCAGGACCUGGAUGAUGAGGAAGCCUGGAUAGAGGAGAAGUUGUUACGAGUGAGCUCCCAAGACUAUGGGAGGGACCUUCAGAGUGUUCAGAACUUACUGAAAAAACACAAACGCCUAGAGGGAGAGCUGGUGGCACAUGAACCUGCUGUCCAGAAUGUACUGGAUACAGCAGAGAGCCUGAGAGACAAGGCUGCUGUUGGAAAAGAGGAGAUUCAGGAGCGGCUGGCUCAGUUUGUUCAACAUUGGGAAAAGCUCAAAGAGUUGGCCGAGACCAGAGGGGCAAAGUUGGAAGAGUCUCUUCAGUAUCUGCAAUUCAUGGAGAAUGCAGAGGAAGAGGAAGCUUGGCUGAGUGAAAAGGAUGCUAUGGCCAGCCGGGGGGAUUCUGGAGACACACUGGCUGCUACUCAGAGUUUUCUAAAGAAGCAUGAAGCUUUGGAGAAUGACUUUGCUGUACAUAAGGUCCGGGUACAAAAUGUGUGUGCACAAGGAGAAGAUAUUCUUAGUAAGGAAGAAACUCAAAACAAGGAUAAGAUUUCCACAAAGAUCCAAGUCCUGAAUGAAAAGACAACUUCUCUGGACAAGGCAGUAGCUACUUGGAAGUUACAACUGGAUGAUGAUUAUGCCUUCCAGCAGUUUAACUGGAAGGCUGAUGUUGUGGACUCAUGGAUAGGUGAAAAGGAAGCAAGUCUGAAGACCAAGAUCAACGGUGCAGACCUCACUGCCUUUCUCACACUCUUGGCAAAGCAUGACACACUGGAUGCCAGUCUUCGGAGCUUUGAGCAAGAACGACUUUCUGAAAUCACCGAUCUGAAGAAUCAGCUGGUGGCUGCUGAGCACAGCCAAAGCAAAGCCAUUGAGGAGCGGCAUGCAGCCUUGCUGAAGCGCUGGGAGCAACUUCUGGAGGCCUCUGCAGCUCACAGGCAGAAGCUGCUAGAGAAGCAGCUGCCUCUGCAGAAGGCUGAGGAGCUAUUCAUGGAAUUUGCACACAAAGCUUCAGCCUUCAAUAACUGGUGUGAGAAUGCUGAGGAGGACUUAUCAGAGCCUGUGCACUGUGUCUCCCUGAAUGAGAUCAGGCAACUGCAGAAGGAACACGAGGCUUUCUUAGCUUCUCUAUCUGGGGCUCAAGAAGACUUCAACCAUUUAUUGGAGCUAGACCAGCAGAUUAAAGCCUUAAAUGAGCCAUGCAGUCCUUAUACCUGGUUAACAGUGGAGGUGCUGGGAAGGAUCUGGAAGCACCUGCCUGACAUCAUCAAGGAGCGGGAGCAGGAGUUAAAGAAAGAAGAAGCUAGGCAGAUUAAGAACUUUGAAAUGUGUCAGGAAUUUGAACAGAGUGCCAGUGCCUUCCUUCAAUGGAUCCAGGAGACCAGGGCUUAUUUUCUGGAUGGAUCAUUGCUCAAGGAAACAGGAACUUUGGAAUCCCAACUCGAAGCAAAUAAAAGGAAGCAAAAAGAGAUACAGGCAAUGAAGCGACAUCUGACUAAGAUCGAAGACCUGGGGGACAACAUGGAAGAGGCUCUGAUCCUUGACAUCAAAUACAGCACCAUUGGACUGGCCCAGCAGUGGGAUCAGCUGCACCAGCUGGGGAUGCGAAUGCAACACAAUCUGGAGCAACAGAUCCAGGCUAAGGACACCAUAGGUGUGAGUGAAGAGACACUGAAAGAGUUUAGCACCACAUAUAAACACUUUGAUGAGAAUCUGACAGGGCGUUUGACUCAUAAAGAGUUCCGGUCCUGCCUAAGAGGACUCAAUUACUACCUGCCUAUGGUAGAGGAAGGUGAACCUGAACCCAAGUUUGAGAAAUUCCUGAAUGCUGUGGAUCCAGGGAGGAAAGGCUACGUCUCUCUAGAGGACUACACAUCAUUCCUGAUUGACAAGGAGUCAGAGAACAUCAAGACCAGUGACGACAUAGAAAGUGGAUUCCAAGCCCUGGCAGAAGGCAAGGCCUAUAUUACCAAGGAGGACAUGAAACAGGCUCUAACCCCAGAACAAGUGUCAUUCUGCACCAUACAUAUGCAACAAUAUAUGGACCCACGGGGUCGAAGUCAACCUGCUGGCUACGACUAUGUUGGCUUCACCAAUACAUUCUUUGGCAAUUGAUAACCACAUUCUUUUGGAUCGUAGAUCAUGGUGUUGCAGGAAAUGUUGAGGGAUAAGAAGCACAGACAAGUGUGGAAGAAGAAAAGAUGAUGUGUGUGUGUGUGUGUGUGUCUGUGUGUCUGUGUGUGUGUGUGUGUUUUACAUUUAUUGCAAAAUAUAAAAUUUUUAUCAAGUUUCUGGGGAUGUUGCAGAGAGAGGACAGACAGGUAUAGGAUUAUUUGAAUAUACUUAGCCUUUAACUAGCUUGCUAAGGUUUGAAUGUGUGUGUUUGUAUGUAUUCUGAACACCUUUAAGAUUUUUCUUCAUUCUGAUCAUAGAAAUGUUUCUUUUUAAAGGGGAAAUUUAACUAAAAUUGUGCUUCUGCAUUUGGGGAACCAUAUUAUUACUAAAUAAAAGUAGUUAAUUAUACUGUGAAGGACAAUAAUCAAGUAGUAAUUCAAGGUGAUUUUCAGUUUGAAGCUUUGGAGUAUGUUCAAAUUCUUACAAUUUGAAAAUAAAAGUGUGUGUCACUUUAUCUUUUUCUGUGAAGAAGAACCACACAAAGAUAACAGAAAACUUCUUUCCUGUUUUCAUAUUUCAUUGUUAGAGUGGAUGCUUCUACUCUCAGAAAGACACAAUUCUGGUACCUCUUCCUUUCUAACUCCUCGAAUACUCUCUUAAAUUUUCAUAGGAUGCAAAUGAUGCUUGUGUUUAUUAAUUUCUAUCUUAUUUUAAGUGUCAGAGAAAGUGUUCAUAAUUUAUGAAUUAAGGAGAAAAUCUAAGAGGAUAUGGUAUUGCGGGUAUUUUCAGGACAGAUACAUUUCUUAGAUAAUGUUUUUCCUUAUGUAAAACUGUUAAUGUUUCGCAUAAAGAGUCCCUCACCCAUGAAUAUUGUCCCUUAAUUACAAUAUUAAGUCUCAGUUCUUUCACUUGAGUAGAAAAUAACCCCUUCUCAGUCUUUGGGGGAAAGAAUCCUAUCACAGGAGUCAGUUAAAAUACAAGCACUGGGCUGAGCUCCAGGAGUCUAGUUGAAGAGAGGGAAGAGAGAAUGUAUGAGCAAGAGAGGGGGUCAAGAUCAUGACAGGGCAAAGAG